Molecule: messenger RNA, 659 nt
Organism: Cyprinodon variegatus (sheepshead minnow)
Lineage: Eukaryota; Metazoa; Chordata; Actinopteri; Cyprinodontiformes; Cyprinodontidae
Product: calcium-activated potassium channel subunit beta-3-like
Exons: 1
Biological process (GO): potassium ion transport; detection of calcium ion
Cellular component (GO): voltage-gated potassium channel complex; membrane
Molecular function (GO): potassium channel regulator activity; calcium-activated potassium channel activity
Source: RefSeq, a predicted model, not a curated record
UGUUUUUACCUCCCCAAAUGUCAAAUGGACCGAAAGGCCCUUCAAGAGGAAGUGCAGAAAGUAAAAAAGUGGGUGGACAAUAAGCUGCAGAACGACUCGCUGUGUUUCAUGGACCAAAAGGGCCAGCCCAACCAUGCCAUCUUGAAUAGGAAGUACACCCUGCAGAGGGCGCUGUUUGGACUCCUUUGGCCCAGUCUGAUGCUUGGUGGUGGAUCUCUGCUGGUGGGACUUGUGAAGCUGACUCAGUGCCUGGCCCGCCUGUCCACGGACAUGAACCGUUAUUCAGCAGGAGGACAUUGGACUUCUAGAAACACUCAGGGUAAAAUCUACAGACUUAUUCAGAGCUCAAGCCUGCAAUCUCCUUCAUGACUUAUUAAACCCUGCAGCGAGACUAACACCACUUGGAAUUCCUUCAUGAGCUAAAUCAUGACACAUCACCAUUGAUAUGUCUAAAUAUUCACAUUUUUUUGUUUGAAGAGCUGUAUAUUUCCUUACAGCGCUAUCUCGUAAGGUCAUUCUCAUCUCUACUUAGCCUGAGCCAAUGGUGAUAAAUAAAAGGAAGAUAAAAGUGCAGAUCCCUUUUUGUUUAAAGUCGUAGGGAAAUCAUAUUUAAAUGUCAAAUCAUUCUGGCUUGAACAUGUAUAUAAAUGUACUCUUUA